Sardina pilchardus (European sardine) is the source of this 2045-nucleotide messenger RNA. RefSeq lists its product as uncharacterized. The coding region runs from base 397 to 1338 and encodes 313 amino acids. NCBI's taxonomy places the organism in Eukaryota, Metazoa, Chordata, Actinopteri, Clupeiformes, Clupeidae. The transcript has 9 exons. The record is from RefSeq and is a predicted model, not a curated record.
GUGUGUGUGUGUGUGUGUGUGUGUGUGUGUGUGUGUGUGUGUGUGUGUGUGUGUGUGUGUGUGUGUGUGAGAGAGAGAGAGAGAGAGAGAGAAACGAAGCUUCGUACGUCACUGGUCAUGUGAUCAUCACAAAACGAAACAAUCUCCGAUACAAAACUUCACUCUUCACUCUCAUUUCAUGUCUUUGAUACACGCCUCGAAGCGCAUAUCAACAUUUUACAGGAGCCUAGGCAUACAACUCAGACCUAACAUGAGUAGUUAGCCUACUUUUUUUGUAGGCUAAUGUCGUGCGGCCUAGCCCACUUGGGUUAAGAUUCGGAUCAAAAGUGAAAGUGAUAGAUAGCGCUACUUGUUUACAGCAUUCAUUGCUGUCGAAGAGCUAUCAUACACACGGACAUGGCUUCUGACUUCGGAAUAAUGAGUUCAGCUCGAUGGGUGCUACAUGCUGUGGUGACACUGCCAAGCAAAGUGUUCAGUUAUCUCUGGGAAUGGAUAAUGAAGAUCAUCAACGGAUUCAGAAAAUGGCUGUAUGCUGUGGUGACACUGCUAAGUGAAAUAUACAGCUAUCUCUGGGCAUUGGGAGCGAGUAUCAUCAACGGAUUGAGAAAAUGGCUGGAUACUGUGGUGACACUGCUAAGUGAAAUAUACAGCUAUCUCUGGGCAUUGGGAGCGAGUAUCAUCAACGGAAUAUACAGCUAUCUCUGGGCAUUGGGAGCGAGUAUCAUCAACGGAUUAAGAAAAUUUUUUUUAGGUCUUUAUGCUUUGGUGACACUGCCAAGUAACAUCAUCAACGGAUUGUUAAGAAAAUUAGUGUUGUCUUUGUGUGGGACAGUGCCGACCAUUAAAGUGUUCACCAUCCUCACUGGGAACACCCUGGGCUCCCAUGAGAGCUUCCGGAACCGUCUCAGCACUCGGAUGAUGCUGGUGGAAAAGCCGUCAGCUGAGGACUGUGACGUCAUCCUGGCUUACUGUCCAAUCGUUUCUCGAGUCGGAACUGACAUUGAGGCGGCACUCUCUGUUAUUCCAAAUUGCCGACCUGCAGUCCUAAUGGUGUUCCACCACACCAAUGACAAAUAUUACAUUGUGCCAAACACCAGCCGAUUUACUCAACACAGGGGUAUACAGACAGUUGACUGCUUGUUCAAUGAUGAUGGACUGUUGCACGCCCCCCGAAAUGAUGAGGCUUUCAGACUUGCAGUGGAACAUUUGAAAGUAUUUCAGGAGCAUGAAAUGUCCUCGGUGCUCCGACUUUUAUCCCCUCUGCGCUGUGUAUAUGAUUUCAUAAGAGACUUAAUUAUUGGACCUCAACUGGGAGAUGGACGUACCAAUCGGUAUUAAGACAGGCUAUUGUAUAUUUACGGCCGUUCAUGAUAGUUCCUUCAAGUGAACCUAGGCAUCAAUGUUUUGACCUUGUUGGCCAUAUAGUAAUGCUGGCUGUGCUCUAGACUACAGUAUAAGCAGAUGGAUAUCAUAUAAAAGAUGGAGUAUGGUUUUGAGAAUGAAAUCAGAUGCAUUGAACAUGCAAAAGGGAAUAUGAGGAAACAUUUAAUAAGUUUGCUUUAAAGCAACACUAAAGAGUUUUUUUGUACCUUAAAAUAAUGUUUCCAAAAUAAUGUCAGUGGUUUAUCAACUCGUAACGGGGUGAAGGGCACGAUCUGCUAUCACUUCGCGGCCCUCUAUCGGCCAUAACCACACUAUGUAAUUUUACUAGAUCGGGUAGGUGUAUCUGUAGUUUGAUGAAAUGAGACAUAAGAAAUUUGUCUUGCUUCGAUGUCGCAAUACAUCAUAAUUUCAUAAAAUCAUGCAACACACUCUACCUUGUCUGUGGAAAAUCGUUAUUCGCUGGAUAAACAAAUAGUGUGUGUGCGACAAAAGAAAAGUGCUUUAGUGUUGCUUUCAUGUCCAACAGAUAUUGAUUCACUUUGAUUGUUAAUUUGACGUGUGUCAUGUCCUUGGUCCUCAAAAUAUGAGUUUGAGAGUUACUGAAAAUGGCAUUUUCUCUAUCUGUACAGAAAUAAAGAAGUGACAUCACGAUUGUGAUAGAA